Messenger RNA from Choloepus didactylus (southern two-toed sloth), 1735 nucleotides. RefSeq names its product chromosome 2 C1orf43 homolog (gene LTAP1). The coding region runs from base 201 to 962 and encodes 253 amino acids. Gene Ontology annotation, biological process: phagocytosis. NCBI's taxonomy places the organism in Eukaryota, Metazoa, Chordata, Mammalia, Pilosa, Megalonychidae. The transcript is spliced from 7 exons. The record is from RefSeq and is a predicted model, not a curated record.
GGGAAGACGUAUGUACCACUUCCCCGGACGCACACCCUCUCAAGCCGCCAUGUUUUUAGGCUGGGUGUGGAUAGCUCUUCCCCCAUAAGGAAAUGGCCGGUGAGCCCCGGAGAACCAAAGCCCUCUUGCUUCGACGGAGCCCGGGCUAACAAAGCAGGGAAGCGGGGUAAUACAGCACCUCUGUGCAGGGUGGGAAGGCCAUGGCGUCCGGCAGUAACUGGCUGUCCGGGGUGAAUGUCGUGUUGGUGAUGGCCUACGGGAGCCUGGUGUUUGUACUGCUAUUUAUUUUUGUGAAGAGGCAAAUUAUGCGGUUUGCAAUGAAAUCUCGAAGGGGACCUCAUGUCCCUGUGGGACACAAUGCCCCCAAGGACCUGAAAGAAGAGAUUGAUACUCGACUGUUCAAGGUUCAGGAUAUCAAGUAUGAACCGCAGCUCCUUGCAGAUGAUGAUAGCAGACUGCUACAGCUGGAAACCCAGGGAAAUCAAAAUUGCUACAACUAUCUGUACAGGAUGAAAGCUCUGGACGCCAUCCGUGCCUCUGAGAUACCAUUUCAUGCUGAAGGCCGGCAUGCUCGUUCACUAAUGGGCAAGAAUUUCCACUCCUACCUGCUAGAUCUUCGAAACACUAGUACUCCUUUCAAGGGUGUGCGCAAGGCCCUAAUUGAUACCCUGCUGGAUGGCUAUGAGACAGCUCGCUAUGGGACAGGGGUCUUUGGCCAGAGCGAAUACCUGCGCUAUCAGGAGGCCCUGACCGAGCUGGCCACUGCGGUCAAAACACGAAGUGGGAGCUCUCAGCGACAUCACCAGUCAGCAGCCAAAGACCUUACUCAGUCUCUUGAAGUUUCCCCAACAACCAUCCAGGUGACAUACCUCCCCUCCAGUCAGAAGAGUAAACGUGCCAAGCACUUCCUGGAAUUGAAGAGCUUUAAGGACAACUAUAACACAUUGGAGAGUACUCUGUGAUAGCGCUGAAGGACUCUGGCUGUAGACUGAGCCAGGCAGACUGCAGUGUGCAUGCUGGGCAGCCCUCAUUUGAGCCAUCUGGCUCAGCAGGCCCAGACUAUUGCUGAAGUGCUCAUUGUGUCUAGAACUCUUAGAGCUCAUGCCUGGAGGGUUAUUUUCCAGCCCUUUCUUAUGGGCAGAACAUCAAUUAAGACUUUUUCUGGAAUUGAAUUUGAGUGUUCUUAAUGUUUCUGACAACCCACCCUAAAGCCCUAAAAAUCCUCACCUGGUUUUAGUCAUAGUUCACUUGCCCUGUUCUAGGCCCCUGUUCCAAACCAUUUAAUCCCAAAGGUUAGAGGUGGGGUGAGAAGACUAUGUGACUUCCAUGUCUGCCCCUUUGUCUGCACUUGAAUGGGGAUUGGGUUUGGGGCACCUCAAACUUGUUGAUGGGAAAAGCAGACGAGCUAGCAGGGAGGUCAGGUGCUGCAGUGGAAUGGUGUGUAGAACAAUUUACCCUGGUACUCUGCUUAAACCAGGAUGUGUUGAAACAUGAACACAACUUUCCUGAUGUGCAAGGAUCUGCCCUUCCACUUCCAUUCCAUACUCUGUCCUGAAUAAAUUGAAUAAAGGGGAACUCUUUGGACAUCUAGCAUAAUCCUAUACCCCCUCAUUUAUUGAGGAUGCUAUAGGACACUGUGAAGGAGUGAUGUUCCCUAACAAGUCAGUGCACUGUUUGUUGAACUUUAUUAGUUAUUUAAUAAAAUGAACUAUUAAAAAUAAAAAAGCAUGAUUCA